UCUUUAUGGGAACACAGAAGAGGGAAAGCCUAAAUGCUUGGUUCUGAUUAUAGAGUGAUGACUCUGUUUAGGCACUGUAAUGAGAUUUCAAAGGAGUUUUUUGAAGAAUAUGUGAAACAGGUUUCUUUGCCAGUUUUUGGUGUUCCUAUGCCCAAUGUCUCUAGAAAAAUAAAAUAGUUAAUUUGGUGGUUCCAUAAGGCACCCAAAAUUUUCCAUUUGGUUGCAUAGGAGUUGUGUCAGAAUUGAAAGAACUAGUACAGGUGCUAAACCUAUCAGUGAAGUGAACAAAGUUACUGCCAUAAACCUUUUUGUUUCCCACUUUUUAAAAAUUUUUCCCAUGGAGUAAUGAAGAAUAAACAAUGUGAAUGGAUCUCAAUAUCAACAUUUUUCAAAAAUCAAUAGAAAAUAAAAAUUGAAAAAAGUCAAUAAAUGAAAACUUAUAAUACACCAAAAAAAAAAAAGUUAAAAUUUUUAGUGUUUUGGAAGCCACGCGGUGGCGCUGCAGGCUAAAGAGACGGGAAAUUUUGAACUGAGGUUUCUACCGAGGUCUCUAACAAAAAAGGAAGAUCCCGGACAGAUGAGCUGGGAAGAAAAGCUGUAGCUUCCCAAGACUGGGAAAGGAAAAAAGAAAUCUUAGCUCCCUGUAGCUCUGAGGCUUGCAACUGCUGUUUAUGCUGAGAGCUCUACUUAUUACUGGUAUUGAUGAAAGGAGAGGUUAUGGAGACCAGAAGGUUGUGCUUCCCAAGACAAAGGCAAGUCCUAUUUCUCUUUCUGUUUUGGGGAGUGUCCUUAGGUAAUGGGUUUCAACAUUAUUCUGUGACAGAGGAAACAGAAAGAGGAUCCUUUGUGGUCAAUCUGGCAAAGGAACUGGGACUAGGGGUGGAGGAGCUGGCUACCAGGAGAACGAGGGUGGUUUCUGAUGAUAACAAACAACACUUGCUUCUGGAUUCUCAAACUGGAGAUGUACUCACAAAUGAGAAACUGGACCGGGAGAAGUUGUGUGGCCCCACAGAGCCCUGUAUGCUGUAUUUCCAAAUUUUAAUGGAUAACCCCUUUCAGAUUUACCGGGCUGAGCUGAAAGUCAGAGAUAUAAAUGAUCACUCACCAGUGUUUCUGGACAAAGAAAUGGUAUUAAAAAUACAAGAAAAUACAGCAGAAGGGGCAACAUUUCGACUAGAAAGAGCACAGGAUUUAGAUGGAGGACUUAAUGGUAUCCAAAACUACACAAUUGAACCCAACUCUUUUUUUCAUAUUACAAUUAGUGACAGUGAUGAAGGCACAAUAUAUCCAGAGCUAGUGUUGGACAAAGCUCUUGACUGGGAAAAGCAGCAUGAGCUCAGUUUAACACUCACAGCACUAGAUGGUGGAUCACCACCCAGGUCUGGGACCACCACUGUACGCAUCCUUGUCCUGGAUGUCAAUGACAAUGCCCCGAAAUUUUCCAAGUCGAUCUAUGAGACUCAGGUUCCAGAAAAUAGCCCCAUAGGGUCUCUUAUUGUUAAAGUCUCUGCAGAAGAUGUAGACUCAGGGGUCAAUGCAGAAGUAUCCUAUUCAUUUUUUGAUGCUGCUGAAGAUAUUAAAACAAUCUUUCAAAUCAAUCCUUUAUCAGGGGAAAUCAUUCUCAGAGCAUUGCUUGACUAUGAACUAGUAAAGUCUCACAAAAUAAACAUACAGGCAAUUGAUGGUGGGGGCCUUUCUGCAAGAUGUGUGGUUUGGGUCCAGGUAUUAGACACCAAUGACAAUCCCCCUGAACUGAUCGUAUCAUCACUUUCCAACUACAUUGAUGAGAACUCUCCUGAAACAGUAUUGGCAGUUUUUAGGGUUAAAGACAGAGACUCUGGAGAAAACGGAAAGACCCUUUGUUACAUACAGGAUAAUCUGCCUUUCCUUCUGCGACCCUCUGUGGACAAUUUUUACAUCCUAAUGACAGAAGAAGCACUAGACAGAGAGAGUAGAGCUCAGUACAACAUCACCAUCACAGUCACAGACCUGGGGACACCAAGGCUGAAAACCGAGCACAGCAUAACCGUCCUGGUCUCCGACGUCAACGACAACGCCCCUGCCUUCUCGCAGACGUCCUACACGCUGUCGGUGCGCGAGAACAACAGCCCCGCCCUGCACAUAGGCAGCGUCAGCGCCACAGACAGAGACUCAGGCAGCAACGCCCAGCUGACCUACUCGCUGCUGCCGCCCCAGGACCCGCACCUGCCCCUCGCCUCGCUGGUCUCCAUCAACGCGGACAACGGGCAGCUGUUCGCGCUGAGGGCGCUGGACUUCGAGGCCCUGCAGGCGUUCGAGUUCCGCGUGGGCGCCACAGACCACGGCUCGCCCGCGCUGAGCAGCCAGGCGCUGGUGCGCGUCGUGGUGCUGGACGACAACGACAACUCGCCCUUCGUGCUCUACCCGCUGCAGAACGCCUCUGCGCCCUGCACCGAGCUGGUGCCCAGGGCGGCAGAACCGGGCUACCUGGUCACCAAGGUGGUGGCGGUGGACGGAGACUCGGGCCAGAACGCCUGGCUGUCGUUCCAGCUGCUCAAGGCCACGGAGCCCGGGCUGUUUGGCGUGUGGGCGCACAAUGGCGAGGUGCGCACCGCCAGGCUGCUGAGCGAGCGCGACGCGGCCAGGCACAGGCUAGUGGUGCUGGUCAAGGACAAUGGCGAGCCGCCGCUGUCUGCCAGCGUCACGCUGCACGUGCUGCUGGUGGAUGGCUUCUCGCAGCCCUACCUGCCGCUGCCGGAAGUGGCGCCUGAGCGCGCGCAGGCCGACUCGCUGACAGUCUACUUGGUCAUCGCCUUGGCCUCGGUGUCGUCGCUCUUCCUCUUUUCGGUGCUGGUGUUUGUGGCGGUGAGGCUGUGCAGGCGUCGCAGGGCGGCGCCGCUGGGUGUGUGCUCUGUGCCUGAGGGCCACUUUCCUGGCCACCUGGUGGAUGUCAGUGGCACUGGCACUCUGUCCCAGAGCUACCAGUAUGAGGUGUGUCUGACGGGAGGUUCUUCUGGGACAAGCGAAUUCAAGUUCUUGAAACCAAUUUACCCGAAUAUCCACCUCCAUGGUCCUGGGAGGGAUAGUGAAGAAAAUCCUAUCUUUUGAAACAGCUAUAAACUUAGUUUUCAGCAUCACUUCUGUUUAUAUUGUGAUGUCCUUUUGAAAUAUUAUAAACCCUAUUAAGUUUAGCUUUCUGCUAGUUGUAAUGCAAUAUAACCAACUGAUUUUCAACUUUCAGGUACUAUACGUCUAGCUUUUUACAAUGUUUUUCGAUCUCUUUUUGCAUUAACAUCUAGUGUAAUUUGAAUUCAUAUCCACUUGUGAAUAAUACCUUUAAGAUUUUAAUCCUUCACAAUUGCACACAUAUUUAUAUUGCCAUUUCUCUCUCUAGAGCAUUGAGCUUUUGGUUUUUCUUCUGUUUGGUGCUGGCUAUUGAACCUAGUGCUUUGGAAUCCUAAGCACUGCAUUUCUGAGUUACACCCAAUUCCCUCACCUGGUAUAUUUUAGGGCCUGCACCCCUCAUAAUACUAACUACCCAUCUGCUGUUUUUCCUUCACGUGAGAAGUCAUAUCUGCACUUCCAACCUAAUUCUAAUGUUGUAUUUAUUCAUCUUAAAAAUCAUGCCUACUUCUAAAUCACAGCAUUUGGAAAAAAAUAAUUAUUUUCUGUGUUCAUGGCAAAAUGAAACAUCUUUUUGGGAUUGAUAUGGGACUGCCAUAAUUGUCUAUUAUUUUAUUUCCUUUACAUAUACUAUUCUAACUCAGUCAAUAUUUUCUUAUGUUCACUUUUGCUGAUACAUAAAACAUCAUGUCUAAUAAUUCAAAUAAAAUGUAAUAACCUGAAUGAAAAUAAAUA
Molecule: messenger RNA, 3837 nt
Organism: Sciurus carolinensis (gray squirrel)
Lineage: Eukaryota; Metazoa; Chordata; Mammalia; Rodentia; Sciuridae
Product: protocadherin beta-10-like
Exons: 1
Coding region: 703-3087 (794 amino acids)
Biological process (GO): homophilic cell-cell adhesion
Cellular component (GO): plasma membrane
Molecular function (GO): calcium ion binding
Source: RefSeq, a predicted model, not a curated record